AUGCCUUCAAUGACAAAAAAGCAAAAAAUGAUACAAUUUUCUAAAAUUAAAAAUCAUGAAAUCCUUAUCGACCAAUUUUCUGCCCUUCACUUGAUUGAUGUAGAUUACAAAUUGUUUAAACCAAAGCUCGCUCAAUUAAACAACUCUUAUAAAAAAAUUCAUUCCUGUAAAGAAAGAUACGAAUCUCGUCCUUUAGUCGAUCAACUCAUGUUACAAUUGGUUAACGCCUCAUUCGAUCAAAUUGACAAGAAACAUUUGGAAUACUUUCAAAAGCAAUGGGAACAUGCCGGCAAUGGUGAAAAGUUCAUGAUUCUCGUUUCCGAUUUAUUUUUAAGAUCUCAACAUUUGUAUCGUUCUACUUAUGUUUGGAUUAAAGACUAUAUACUUGGGAAAUUUGUUACCAAAGUCUCUAUAUUAUUUCUCAAGAUUGGUGAUUGGUUUUCAAAACCAAUUUUUAAGUCUAAACAUAAUGAUAAAAUUAAUGAUAAAGAAGAAAAAAUUCCUUUAGUUGAUGAGGAUGAUAAAAUUAUUAGCGAACAAAACUUUUCAUCUCAAGAUAUCUUUUUUGAACUCAUGAACGAUAUCGAAUACGCUUUACAAGAAGUGAAAUUCGAAUUCUUUUACACUUUAAAAUAUCAUGAAUUGUUCAUCGACCAAAUGACUUUACUUCAGUUGAUGGAUUCUAACUGUUCUGGUAAUUUGGAGGAACUCUCAGACUUAAGGUCUGAUGUUGAAGAGGGUUAUAAAACUUUUAUAGAUGCUCUACAAUCAUUGCAACCGCAAUUGUGUACGGAAACUAGAAUUAUUAGUCGAACCGAAUAUACUAAAACAGAAGGAUUUUUAGGUUUUACAUCAUUGGAUUGGUUUUUGUUGGUUCUUAUUAAAGAAACUGGUCAAUGUAUUGACAGACAUCUUGAUUAUAUACCGAUGACUCAAGAAGAAGAAUUACAUUGGGUGGAAUUUAGGAGGCUAUUUCAGUUAAUAAUUGGUUUAUUCCAUUCACUUACUGGUAAUUGA
Dentiscutata heterogama is the source of this 1017-nucleotide messenger RNA. The record is from the annotation of a GenBank genome assembly. Lineage: Eukaryota; Fungi; Glomeromycota; Glomeromycetes; Diversisporales; Gigasporaceae.